AUGCAAAUAUUCGUAAAAACAUUGACUGGAAAGACAAUCACCCUCGACGUCGAAUCAUCAGACACCAUCGACAACGUCAAAGCUAAAAUCCAAGACAAGGAAGGGAUUCCUCCAGAUCAGCAAAGACUCAUUUUCGCAGGCAAACAAUUAGAAGAUGGAAGAACCCUUGCUGACUACAACAUCCAAAAAGAGUCAACCCUUCACUUGGUGCUUAGGCUCAGAGGUGGUAUGCAAAUCUUCGUUAAGACUUUAACUGGCAAAACAAUUACCCUUGAUGUUGAAUCUUCAGACACCAUCGACAACGUCAAAGCUAAAAUCCAAGACAAGGAAGGAAUUCCUCCAGAUCAGCAAAGACUCAUUUUCGCUGGAAAACAAUUAGAAGAUGGAAGAACUCUUGCUGACUACAACAUCCAAAAGGAAUCAACCCUUCACUUGGUUCUCAGACUCAGAGGUGGCAUGCAAAUCUUCGUUAAAACCUUAACUGGUAAAACAAUCACCCUCGACGUUGAAUCAUCAGACACCAUCGACAACGUCAAAGCCAAAAUCCAAGAUAAGGAAGGAAUUCCUCCAGAUCAGCAAAGACUCAUUUUCGCAGGCAAACAAUUAGAAGAUGGAAGAACUCUUGCUGAUUACAACAUCCAAAAAGAGUCAACCCUUCACUUGGUGCUUAGACUCAGAGGUGGUAUGCAAAUCUUCGUUAAGACCUUAACUGGCAAAACAAUUACCCUUGAUGUUGAAUCCUCAGAUACCAUCGAUAACGUCAAAGCUAAAAUCCAAGACAAGGAAGGAAUUCCUCCAGAUCAGCAAAGACUUAUUUUCGCUGGAAAACAAUUAGAAGACGGAAGAACUCUUGCUGACUACAACAUCCAAAAGGAAUCAACCCUUCACUUGGUUCUUAGACUCAGAGGUGGUAUGCAAAUCUUCGUUAAGACCUUAACUGGCAAAACAAUCACCCUUGAUGUUGAAUCCUCAGAUACCAUCGAUAACGUCAAAGCUAAAAUCCAAGAUAAGGAAGGAAUUCCUCCAGAUCAGCAAAGACUCAUUUUCGCAGGCAAGCAAUUAGAAGAUGGAAGAACUCUUGCUGAUUACAACAUCCAAAAGGAGUCAACCCUUCAUUUGGUGCUCAGAUUGAGAGGAGGCUUUUAA
Molecule: messenger RNA, 1146 nt
Organism: Blepharisma stoltei
Lineage: Eukaryota; Ciliophora; Heterotrichea; Heterotrichida; Blepharismidae
Source: the annotation of a GenBank genome assembly